AUGAACGUCACGGGCAGGAGCGGCAGCGACUACAGCAGCGACACGGAGGACGAGUGGCCGGUCGAGUACAGGUCGGACCUGGUGCAAGCAGCCAACAUUAGAGGCCCACAAGCGGGAGGAGGCAGUGCGCCUCCUUCCCCCAAUCUCAACGGCUUCGGCGACCAUCAACAUCACAUCCGAUUCAUGGAGAGCAGCGGCGAAGUGGGAGAGGACGACCUGGAGCUCGGCAGAGUGCGUGCAGGCAAGCAGAGCAGGAAGCCAGGCGGAGAAGAAGAAGAGCGAAAGGAGUUGCUGCAGCCCUAUAAUCUCGACGGCGAAAAUGAGAAGGAGAUGCUGGCGCGCGUCGAAGGAGUCGAGACCACAGACUAUCAGCCACUCAAAGGCGGCGUCCACCUGCGCAGGCUGUUCUCCCUUGCUAAGCCAGAGUGGUUGAUGCUCUUGGGCGGCACCAUUUCGCUGGUCGUCUCAAGCGGCUCGAUGCUGAUGCUGCCCCAGUUCGCUGGCGACAUCAUCGACGCAGUCUCCAAAGACGGCGAAGACAAGCUGUACCGUGCUCUCUUCAUGUUGGCCAUCACGCUCGGCAUCGGUGGCGUCUUCACCCUGUUCCGAGUCGCUCUGUUUACGAUCUCGGGCGAGCGCGUCGUGGCGAGGCUGAAGAAGAUGCUGUUCUCGCAAAUCAUCAAGCAGGAGGUGGCCUUCUUCGACGUGAACAAGACAGGUGAGCUUGUGAAUCGCCUCUCGGCCGAUUGUACAGUAUUGCAGAACGCCGUCACUGUAAAUAUUUCGAUGGUUCUCCGCGAGCUGGCGUCCGCCAUCGGCGGCAUCACCAUCUUGUUCGUCAUCUCGUGGAAGCUCACGUUGAUCAUGUUGUCCGUCAUCCCGAUCGUCGUCAUCGCGGCGGUGAUGUUUGGCAAGUUCGUGAAGAACAUGGCCAAGGCCCAGCAGGACGCCCAGGCGGCUGCGACCACGGCCGCAGAGGAAGCGAUCAGUAACGUCCGUACGGUCAAGUCUUUCGCCGCCGAGCUGUUGGAGAACGAACGAUAUGAGGCCAAGGUGCACGCCGCGUACUUGCUCGCCAGAAAGCUGGGUAUUGUGUUCGGUGUGUUCGCUGCCACUAUGACGUUUGCUGCGAGUGGCGCCAUCGUUUUGGUGCUGUGGGAAGGUGGUCGCGAGGUCAUCAGCGGGGCCAUGACCACUGGAUUGGGCGGCUUGUCUUCACUCUACGGCGACUUCAUGAAGGCGAUUGGUGCCUCGUCCCGUGUGUUCCAGCUCUUGGACAGGGAGCCGCGUAUUUCGAGUGAGGGUCGCAAGAUCAACGCCAUCAAAGGCGAGGUGCAGCUGGAAGACGUCUACUUCGCCUACCCCUCGCGGAAGGACGUCAUGGUGCUCCACGGCGUGUCACUCAAGCUCUUGCCCGGCCAGAUCGUCGCGCUCGUUGGUCCAUCAGGCGGUGGCAAGUCGACGAUCGCGCACAUGAUCGAGCGGUUCUACGAUCCGCUCUCUGGCGGAGUGUACCUCGACGGCGUUGAUCUGCGCGAUCUCGAUUACGAUGACCUUCACAGCCACAUCGGCCUGGUAAGCCAGGAGCCGACCCUGUUCGCGGCCUCGAUUGCCGACAACAUUCGCUACGGCUGUCCGCGACAAAAUGUCACCAUGGAGGAGAUUCAAAGGGCGGCCCACUUAUACUUCUCACAGGCUCGCCAACGCGGCUGA
Acanthamoeba castellanii str. Neff is the source of this 1713-nucleotide messenger RNA. RefSeq names its product ABC transporter transmembrane region domain containing protein. NCBI's taxonomy places the organism in Eukaryota, Discosea, Longamoebia, Acanthamoebidae. The transcript has 13 exons. The coding region runs from base 1 to 1713 and encodes 570 amino acids. Gene Ontology annotation, biological process: transmembrane transport. The record is from RefSeq and is a predicted model, not a curated record. Gene Ontology annotation, cellular component: membrane. Gene Ontology annotation, molecular function: ATP binding; ATP hydrolysis activity; ABC-type oligopeptide transporter activity.